Molecule: messenger RNA, 1005 nt
Organism: Prorocentrum cordatum
Lineage: Eukaryota; Dinophyceae; Prorocentrales; Prorocentraceae
Source: the annotation of a GenBank genome assembly
AUUCUCGAACGUCUCUCGGUCCCGACCGCGCGGCCUAGGAGGCAAGGAGGAGGGAUGUGGAUGAGGAGUGGUGACCAGCGUGAGCCCAAGCUGCAUCAACGAUGCUGCGAUCUGCUGGCGAAGCGUUCCGCCAGCCGGAGGCCUGGGUCACCCGCGGUCCGCUGGCGAAGCGGUGCGCCAGCGAGGUUCUCCUGGUGGCCAGGGACCUCUCCCACAUCGCGGCCGGCAGCUGGCGACCGAGGCCGCCCCCGCCGCCGCGGGAGCGCUCGCCGGAGCGGGCGUGUCCGGACGCGCCGCCCGCGGCGGCGGAGGCGCCUGCGUCGCAGGACGGGCCGCCGCCGCUUCCCGUGCUGAGCGCCAUGGGCGCUGUGCCUUUGGGACACGCGGUGCACGCCGUCGCGCUGUGCAACGCGCUCCUCGACCGGCGUGCCGAGAGGGUGGCGUCCGUCACUCCGCGGCGGGUGGCGUUCAUCCCCCGCUUCCACGUCUGGCUUGAGAGCAAGAGGGUGCGCUCGCGAGGCGAGAUGGUGAACUUCCCGAGGCGGUGCUUGCGGCUGGAGCUGCGGACCGUGGAGGACACGUCGCGCAGCUGCGCGGAGGUGGCUGACGAGGACAUCAUCCGCGUGGCCAGCAGCACAGAUGCACAGCGGUUGGGCAACUUAGUCUUCAAGCGGUGGCUACAGUACGAGGCCACCCGGGACGCCCGGCUGCUGGUGGUGGUGCAGGCCAUGGGCACCGAGUGCAUCGAGACGAUGGUAACCGCGCUGGCGACGUCCUGGCAGAAGAGCGCCCGGUCCUUCGAGGGCGAGGCCUCCCACCCUGGCUUCUGCUGCCUCGCCUCGCACGUGCGGCCGCCGCAGGGCUCGCCAGCCGCCGUGCGCGACGUGCUGCAGUGCGUGGCCCUGCCCCCCGAGCCCGCCUAGGGAGCGGGCGCGCCCUCGUGGAGGCCCCGCGCGCGGCGCUCGGUGCGGCUUCAAACAAGAGGCGUCCGCGCCGUCCUCGUCG